Molecule: messenger RNA, 1825 nt
Organism: Lobosporangium transversale
Lineage: Eukaryota; Fungi; Mortierellomycota; Mortierellomycetes; Mortierellales; Mortierellaceae
Exons: 2
Coding region: 161-1729 (522 amino acids)
Cellular component (GO): membrane
Source: RefSeq, a predicted model, not a curated record
AACUUCCUCAACUCUUCUUUUGUUUGUUGUACAAAACAUUUCCGCAACGUUACAUUGCCCAUAAACAUUCCACAUGCACAACGACCCUCAAUUGUAGUUUUUUCCAACAGUUAAUACCCCCAUACCCCACACACAAACAAACACACUUUCCUUCCAUUUAAUGCCUGAACACGACGAAUCUACAUCUCCACAACAAUACAGGAUGACCAACCUCGAAAAGGAAACUGAAGACAAUGGUGCCCAUUCCCUCGCAUCCUCUACCGCUCCUGUCCACCAAUCGAAAACUCGGGACAGCACUUCUAUACCCUCCGACUCAUCGAGUGAUACCUCUUCCGAACAGAAUUACCAUAGUUCCAUCCCUCAAUUCUUUGUUCUUCCUCAUCUCUUGAAGAAGAGCGCAUGGCUCCUCUUGGUUGCCACCUCCGCUGUCAUCCUUGUCUACAUUUGGCUCUAUCUCGGAUCCCUCUGGUCACCUCUGAGCCGUGUCAAGAAUGUGGAGAUCAUCCUCUACAACGCUGAUACUGGCUUCGACUAUUCUCAAACUCCUCCUCAACUCAUUCCUCUCUUUCAAUCCAUUACUCAGAACCAAUCUCUCGGUAACAUCGUUCAUGGUCAAAUCAUGAACCCUGAAGGUCAAUUGAGCCAGAUGGUUUCAUGGAUCGACAAGUCCAAAGAGACUGGUUGGGAUCGCGAAUCUUUGAUUAAGCAGGUGGAAGAUGGUGAGGUCUGGGGGCUUUUGUAUAUCCCUGCAAACUUUUCCAACAACCUGUUAUCGUAUGCACCCUCCACUUCAACUGGUCCAGCAACAGCUGCCACGCUCAAAAUGGUAGAUAUGGAAUACGUAUUCGAUCAGGGACGCAACUAUGGUACUCAUUCGAUCAUUGAAAAAUAUAUCUCAAAGUCCAUGGAUCUCUUGUCAAAGACCUUUGAGAGGCAACUCUUGACUUCCCCUGCCAACCAGACCUUACUCCAGACCAUGCAUCCUAUCUUUUGGACUCAAUCUAUCCACAUGACUGAAACCAUCAUGAGCCCUGUUUUGGUUUAUGGCCAAAACUUCGCCACUUACAUUGUGUUUAUCGUCUUGUACAUCGGCUCCAUCCUUGCAGUUUUCAGUAUUUGUAAAUAUCUGCCCAAUACUAUCGAGACUGUUGGUGUGUUGACCUUUGGAUCCAAUGAGGCUGGCAAGAAUGCCAUCAGAACAUCCUCUCAAAUCCCCAAAUUUCCUGCUCUCCGCAUCGUCAUGGCCCGUCACACAGUUGCGAUGUUGUUCUCACUCGUUCAUACGAUCCUUAUCUGGAUGGUCCCUCAAGUCUUGCACGGUCAUCAGAUGUCUGAACAUUUCAAUGCUGGGAUCGCUUUUGCCUUUAUCUGGUUCGUGGGCAUGUCCUUCAUCUCCAUCUUGUUCUUCCUCUCUCAUCUCUUGACCGUCGAUGGAUUCCAAGCUCCUGCUACCAUGUUAUUGAUCUUGAUGCUCACAUCUUCAUCUGGUAUCCUUGAUUGGGUCGUCAUGCCUGGUUUCUUCCGUAUCGGUAUCGUCUUCCCAUUCACCUAUGCUAUCCGAGGUUUGCGAUGCAUUUACUUUGGUUCCAUGAGAAACCAGAUGUGGAUCAACUGGUUGGUCAUCUUGGCUUGGAUCGUCAUCCCUGGUAUGAUCACCAUGAUCAUGGCUCGCUCAGAGAUCCGUCUAAGACGUCAAAACAUGCGUCGUACUCACAGCAUCCAGGUUUAAGAAACGGAAAACAAAAAACGUUGUGUGAUCAAUAUUUCUGUAGAUAUACCAUUAUAAUAUAUACGGACAGUGUCCCCAUCAUUAAUCAACAUGAAG